UUAAAAUCUGAAAGAAUAUAAAAGUCAGUGGAAGACCAGAUCUUCUGAUAUGCAAAGAGACUCUCACAGCCAAGAGCUCCGUUAAGGAUCACUGUUCUUCUAACUCCCUUCUACACCUGAAGCUGAAAGACACCAUUUGCCUUCUUAAAUGAUAGGACCAAAAAUUACGGGGUUUCUGCAGUCAGGGUAUGAAGUGUCUGUGGAAGCUCCUCUCGGCCUGUGCCUGUUCCCCGCUGUGCCGCGGUGCCAAAGAUUAGGUUAAGUAGAAACAAAUACACCUUCCUCUCUCGGAGGUGCCGAGAGCUAAACAAAGGGGCACAAAGCAAGUGGAUUCCAGGUGUCACAGUUAUUUUUGCGUGGCACGAAAGAGGAGAGAAACCACUUUCCCAGCUGUGGUUGAUUUUACAUCAAGCUUUUGUGUUGGUGAUAAUAAUCGCAACUCGAGAGGUGGACACGGAAGGGGAGAGGAGAAGGGAGCUGAGCUGCCCUUUGAUGUAAGUUAGAGCCUCUCAGGCUUCCAAGUCAAGGGGCUGUAAGAGGAAAUCACAAAAAAAAAAAAAAUGACUGCAUUCGUGCAAGGUCCUUUAGUGUCUAAACUUCUGAGGAAUCCUAAGUCAACUCUUGCUACUUUCUCCUACUCGUACAGUCACGAAGUUUUAUUUGAAAACAAAUGAAGGUGUCAACGAAUUUCUCUAACUGGACCUCGUGAGUAUUAUUUGACAGCAUCAGCCCUUUUAGAAAGCAAAAAUAAAGGAAAAUAUCUAGGAAAUUAAAGGAAAGGUACCAAAACCCAGGAGGUUGUGAUAUUUUAUAAUAAUACUAAAAUAGUGCUGUUCUUUUUAUAGUAAAACCUGAAUAAAAGUUGCUCGAACCAAAAAUAAGUAGUGCAAGCUGUAUUCUGUUUUCUCCUCCAUUUUUUUUUUUUAAUUCUCUAAGAGGAGGGUUGGGCUGGGCUCGCAGGCACCUGGACGCAUCCCCAGCACACUGUGUGUGCAUUCGCCGCAGAAGCAGCUGAGAUGUCGAUGCUCUGGGACAGCCAUGAGUGCCUGACCCUCAUGGUUUUAACCAGUCUCCAGCACAGAUCCUGCCUCAGCUACCAGGCCGUGCUCAGAACCCCUCAGUGUCCCCUUCCACCUCUGUUUCCCACGGUUGUUCCUCACAGGUCUGUUCUUGAUCCCUCCCUCUUAGCGAGUUUGGUUCUGCCUCUAACCAUCUCAUAGCAAGCUUUGUAUAUUCCUAAAUCCCCCAUAAAACAUCUCGUAAUCUGUUUCUUCUCUCCUGUGAGACUCUUUCUGGUAAUAUAUGAGAAUCUUUAGAACUUUUUUCCCCCUUUAUGGUGUACAAAGCUUCUUGUUGAACCUCUGGAGUUUAUACUUCAAUAAAUCCUUUAAUGGCCCAUUAAUUAGUGUAAUUAGAUCCCUGAUCUUUGCUAUUGUCUCCGUUAGCUCCUCAUUAGCUUCUGUGUAUCUGGGUGCUUAAUUUAUGAGCUCUUGUGUUUGUUUCCUUGCCUUUUGCAUUAACUAGUUGUUGGCCUCAGACAGGAAUAAGAGUGAAGGUUUUACCUCUAAGGUGGGACCUUUAAAAUAUUCCUAACCCUGUGUGGUAACAUUAGAGGGGAAAGGACAUUACACCUUCAAAACAUGAAAACAUUUUACAGCAUUUCGAUGCUUGUGUACGCCUGGGGACAUUUUUCAGGAAUGCGUUACAUAGUGACACACCUUAUCAUGGAUGGCGUGCAGGGGAGAAAACUCUUGUCAGCUAAGGAGAAAAGCACUUUUCACACAGAAAAGUGUUAAAGUGUUAAGUGUCCUUCGGGCGAGAUGUGAUACCCAAUGAGAAAAAAACAACCUUAGGAUGAUGUGCCCUAGAACAGCAUUAUCUUCUAGUGUGACUUCCCUGUCAGCUCUCUGGCACCAGCUCUCAUCUUCAGUAGCUUCUCUGACCCGCCCCAGUUGCUAAUUGUCCUGCGCUGGUUAACAAAUGGAGAAUGAAAACCUCGCAAUGAUUGCCGAGGAAGCGAAUCUUGCAGUGCCUACACAACGUAGAGCCAACCCAAAAGCUGUGUCUGAAGAGUUCGUGGUUGGCGAGCUGGGAUCUGAUACCCAGAGCAGCGACAGCGACCCCGCUUCCAAGCGAGGAGAAUAUUUCCACCGCACCUCUUGGCUUCACUUUGGCACACAGAGCACACAUUCAAGCAGCAAACCCCGAAUCAGGAGGAAAUAUUCCCCCUUCCGACGCUGGGUGGGGGUGUUGGCCGCGGACCGGCGCGUCCCUCGGUCCGCCCCGGCUCUGCAGGCACAGGGAGACAAAAAAACCGUGGAGCUGCUCGGGAAGGAGUCGGAGUACUCGGGAGCUUCCAGAUUCCCUCACCCCAGGAUUGCUGGCAAACACCGCUCCGCUCCGGACACUAUAAAAAUGCUGGGAGCCGCGGAGGACGGCGGAUGGCUUUUUCGGAGAGUGAUGGAGUGUGGGAGACGGAGCGGAGACAGCAAGAGGCAAGUGAUCUUGUUUAUUCUGUGCUUUUGCGUGUGUCAGAGCGGGGCUGAGACCCUCCGCUACUCUCUGCCGGAGGAAAUGGAGAGGGACUCCUUUGUCGCCAACAUUGCAAAGGACCUGGGGGUUCCCGUGAGCCAGCUCGCGGCUCGCAAGGCCCGCGUUGUGUCUGAGGGGAGCGAGCAGCUUUUCCGUCUCGAUCAAAACACCGGAGUCCUGACGGCAAAAGAGUCGCUGGACCGAGAGGAGAUCUGUCCGCAGAGAGACACCUGCACGCUCGUCUUUAAGAUAUUCUUUGAAAAUCCGCUGCAGCUGAUCCGAGGGGAGGUGGAGAUUCGUGACGUAAAUGACAACUCCCCCGUGUUCCCGGAGAAGGAGAUGGUUUUAGAGAUUCCAGAAACAACAUCUCCUGGGUCUCGUUUCCCCCUGGAAAGCGCCCAGGAUAAAGACGUGGGCAGUAACGGUUUGCAGAACUAUAGCCUCGUGUCCAAUGCGCAUUUCUCCCUCGAUUUGGGAACAGGGAAAGAUGGAGUAAAGUACGUGGAGCUCGUCCUACAGCGCCAGCUCGACCGUGAAGAGCAGGGGGAGCUGAAUUUACUUCUCACCGCCAUCGACGGGGGCUCGCCACCCCGGUCGGGCACGGCUCUGAUCCGGAUCGUGGUGCUGGAUGCCAAUGACAACAUCCCUGCCUUUGAUCGAGAGGUCUAUGAGGUGCGCCUGGCUGAGAACAGCCCCCCGGAGCAGCUGGUGGUCAGAGUCGCGGCCGCAGAUCCCGACGAAGGGUCCUAUGGGAAAGUGCGGUACUCCUUCACCCAGACAUCGGAGAGAUCCCGGCAGCUGUUCCAGCUGAACCCGGCCACCGGGGAGAUACGAGUCGCGGGCAACCUGGAUUUCGAGGAGGCGAAAACCCACAAGAUGGUGGUAAAAGCCACUGACGGCGGGGGGCUUUCUGCGCACUGCAAAGUGCAGGUAGAAGUCCUGGACGUGAAUGACAAUGCCCCGGAGAUAGCGCUGACCUCUCUCACCGCCUCCAUUCCCGAGGACGCCCCGCCACGCACCGUGGUGGCUCUCUUCAGUGUGCGGGACCGGGACUCCGGGGACAACGGCAGGACAGAGUGUUCGAUCGAAGGGGACUUGCCAUUCAGCCUCACCCCCACUUUUGAUAAUUAUUACGAACUGAGAACAAACGCGGCGCUGGACAGGGAGAGCACGGCGCAGUAUAACAUCACCAUCACAGCCACGGACUGGGGCAGGACGCGGCUGAGCUCUCGGGAAAACAUCUUCGUGCAGAUAUCGGAUGUGAACGACAAUCCCCCAGAGUUCACGCAGGAGAUUUACACCAUGUCGGUCACGGAGAACAACAGCCCCAUGCUCCGGAUCGGCAGCAUGAACGCCACGGACGCCGACGCAGGAAAAAACGCCCGCGUAAACUACGCGCUGGUGCGGCAGGAGGGCAAGGAGCAGCCCGAGGUGUCAGUCAACGCUGAAAACGGGGAUGUUUAUAUCCUCCGCCCGCUGGACUACGAGAAGGUGCGUGCCUUUGAGGUGUCAGUGCUCGCCAGUGACGGCGGUUCGCCGCCGCUCAGCGCCCAGGCGCUGCUCCGCGUCAUGGUGCGGGAUGAGAACGAUAACGCGCCCGUGGUGCUGCACCCGGCCCCCGACAGCAGCGCGGCGGGAGAGCUGGUGCCGCGCUGGGCACCUUCGGGCUACCUAGUGGCCAAGGUGGUGGCGGUGGACGCGGACGCGGGUCAGAACGCGUGGCUGUCGUACGAGCUGGCCAAGGCGACGGAGCCGGGGCUGUUCCGCGUGGGGCUGCACAGCGGCGAGGUGCGCACGGCGCGGGCCGUGUCGGAGAGGGACGCGCCCCGGCAGAGGCUCGUUGUGCUGGUGCGGGACCGCGGGCAGCCACCGCGCUCCGCCACCGCCAGCCUCGCCGUCGCGCUGGUGGACGGCUUCUCCGAAGCGCAUUUGCGGGUGAGCGAGGAGGCACCGGCCGCUGACCCCGACGGGCCGCUCACCCUCUACCUCAUCGCCUCCCUGGCCUGCGUGUCGGCGCUGUUCCUCGCCACCGCGCUGACCGCCUUGGUGGUGAAGGUGCGGCGGGCCAGGCGGAGGGAGACGGAGACCUUGCCCACGUUCCCGACGAUAGCCACGGAGAGCAGUGCGGGCUCCCUGCCCCGCAGCUACCUGUACGAUGUCUGCUUCGCCGCCGGGACCGUCAACAGCGAGUUUCGGUUCCUCAGACCCCUCUUCCCCUGCUUCCCCGCCGGGCUGCCUCCCGGCCCGGGCGAACAGCGGAGCUCAGUGUGCUCGCAAGAUGUGGCAAACCUCGGGGAGGAAGGCGACUGGGCUGCACAGGGCAGAGCCCCCCUCUCUGAAGACACAGGACCCGGAGCUGCAGAAGCAGCUUGCACUGCAAACGGGGGGCUGGGGUUAAAUGUCACUUCUGAUCAAAACCCUUGGCUCAACCAUCAGUAAAUGAAGAGAGACAAGUAUGUCUGUCCUCCCAGGGAAAAGAGAACGAAGAGACCAAACACCUCCCUAAAAGGUACCAGGGAGAUGAAAGCUUCUCUGUGGGAGAGCAGAAACACUCUCCUCUUGAGCAGUAUUUUAUUUACGUAGGUAUUUUGUAAUUGUGAUGCCAAUGGAGGAGGAGGACUGUGUUGCAUGCUGAUUACACAAUAAUGUAUGAUUGUGAAAGUGCUAUUGCUUCUACAUGUUAAGGGAAAUACUGAAAACUGCAGCAGAUCUUCAGCUUUUUCCUAUGCCAUCUUUUCUAUGGGAUUUUUUUUGUGAGUUUUGUUUGGUUUUAUGGAGAGAGCUCUGUAAUAAUGUCUUAAUUUUUUUCCCUCUGUUCAAUACUAGACCAAACAAAUAUUAAGCAAAACUGAGUGGUGCUUGCAAAGGAAUUUCUUAAUAACAGGUAGAAGCUAUCUGUAUUAGAAAUCACUGGCACUGGCACACUUGGCAGGAGUUUACAGGUUCUCCUUACUGUAAAGAGUGGGCUUUGAGCAAUGUGCUUUUUUUUGUUUUGUUGGGGAGGGUGUUGUUUGUUUUAAUAAGGUAAAAUUUACAUUAAUAUUUAAGGAUUUUUUAGUGUAAACUAGUAGACAAUUAAAAGUACUGCUUGUGGUUUUAGAGUAAAACACUCUGAACUGUUUACAAUUAACUUAGGGCACUGUAGAACAUAGGCCUUCAAGAAGCUUUCUGUUUUCUUUUUCUUCGUUAAUAGGUAUUGAUCUAUAAAGUAAUGUGAUAUUUCCUGUCACCUACACAUUUUUAAGAGUUAGAUGCCUGCUGACAGAAAACAAUAAAAGCUAUUUGAAACU
Molecule: messenger RNA, 5822 nt
Organism: Pipra filicauda (Wire-tailed manakin)
Lineage: Eukaryota; Metazoa; Chordata; Aves; Passeriformes; Pipridae
Product: protocadherin beta-16-like
Biological process (GO): homophilic cell-cell adhesion
Cellular component (GO): plasma membrane
Molecular function (GO): calcium ion binding
Source: RefSeq, a predicted model, not a curated record